Prunus armeniaca (apricot) is the source of this 1494-nucleotide messenger RNA. The record is from the annotation of a GenBank genome assembly. Lineage: Eukaryota; Viridiplantae; Streptophyta; Magnoliopsida; Rosales; Rosaceae.
AUGAAUGACAAAGAUAUAGCCCUGACUGUGGCAAAAGCUGUAGAGGCCGUAGCAGCUGCCACCGUCGCAGUCCCGACACCAAGCUUCAGAAAACCAAUGCUUCUAGUUGAUGUCGACCCAGAAGUUGAGUCCGCCGUAGAUCUUCUUAAGGAGAUGUAUAAUGAAGUGGUAGCGGCGGCAAUCCUUAAAUCACUAGCAUGUGAUGCCGUUUCUUUCAUUGAAAGCUCUGCUUCCCUUACCACCGCAAUUGAUUUCUUCGUUCUAUGUACUUUCAUGGCUUCUCAUUCCGAUUCUGCGGCCUCUGUCCCUCCCUUCACUCCGCUCCCUCCUCAGCCUACGUUAACUCCAACAGCCGUGGCGGCAUCACCUCCUCGGAUCCUAAUUGACAGCUUUUAUGCUGAACUCAAUGCCAAGGGAUAUAAAUUUGUUGAGCCAGAGCAUCCACCUGAAGCUGAGUCAGAGAAUCCACCUAAAGUAGCCGAUGCACCCUCCAAAGUAGGGGCUACGAUCAACCUAAAAAUACUUAUCAACGGUAAAGACCUUACCACAACCAUUGCAGAAGAAGCCACUGCAACCCCCAAAGCCCUCAAAACCCGACCCACAAAACUGAAGAUUUUGAUGAAUGGCGAAGAUAUAGCUCUGGCUAUGGCAGAGGCUGCGACAUCCGCCACUGCCGCAAUCCCGACAACAAGCUUCAGAAAAUCAAUGCUUCUAGUUGAUGUCAUCCCAGAAGUCGAGUCCGCCGUAGAUCUUCUUAAAGAGAUAUAUAAUGAAGUGCUAGUGGCGGCAAUCUUUAAAUCACCGGAGGUAUGUGAUGCCGUUGCUUUCAUUAAAAGCCCUGUUGCCCCUGUCGCCGCAAUUGUUUUCUUCGUUCUCUGUACUUUUAUGGGUUCUUCUUCCGAUUCUGCGGCCUUUGUCCCUCCCUCCAUUCGGCUCCCUCCUCAACCUACAUUAGCUCCGACAGCUGUGGCGUUUUCACCUCAUCGGAUCAUAAUUGACAGCUUUUAUGCUAAACUUAAUACCAAGGGAUAUAAAUUUGCUGAGCUAGAGCAUCCACCUAAAGCUGAGCCAGAGCAUCCGCCUAAAGUAGCCGCUGCACCCUCCAAAGCCGGGGCUACAAUCAACAUAAAGAUAUUUAUCAACGGUAAAGACCUUAACACGACCAUUGCAGAAGACGUCACCGCAACCCCUAAUGCCCCUAAAUCCCUCAAAGCCGCACUCAUAAAAUUGAAGAUUCUGAUGAAUGGCAAAGAUAUAGCCCUGAUUAUGGCAGAAGCUAUAAAGGCCGCGGCAGCCGCCACCGCCGCAGUCCCGACACCAUGUUUCAGAAAACCAAUGCUUCCAGUUAAUGUCGACCCAGAAGUCGAGUUCGCCACAGAUCUUCUUAAGGAGAUGUAUAAUGAAGUGGUAGCGUCGGCAAUCCUUAAAUCACCAGUACAACUACAAAUAUCUUAUGAUUCCUUCAACAAAAAAAGAAAGAAUGAGAGGAAUUAA